AUGCAUGGCAUGGGAAACAACAACUGCAUGAAGAUGCACCUUCUCCCAACCCCGCCCCCACCACCUUCGUAUGACGAUUUCCAAUGGAUUUCCAAUGAAUACUACCGAUUCGGCCACAAACCCCACCAUCAUCUGCCAUCUGCUCGCGACCAACAAAGCUUCACGGAUCAGGAAAAGUCACCUUUGCAUUGGCCCAAGUCAUGCCGGCUUUUGCGAGCCAUCACAAUCGCAGCCCAAGACAGAAGGGUCGCGGGACACCAAGGACCAAGGGAGGGGGGUCAGAGGAAACGGCCGUCUUCAUGGCAAGGCCUGCCAUGGCAUAACACACGGCCGUUUGGCUUCUCUUCUUUCUCGGCUUGCCCUGCCGCCCUCCCAGUUUUCAACGGUGCGCCGGACGGGACGCCGACAUGCAGGGGAGCAGACACGCACCCAGAUGGCCACGCGGAUGAUGGGCCUCCUGUACAGACGGGCGCACACGUGGGCGCACAGAUGAACGCGUGGAUGGGCUCGACCACAUGGCUGGCCUCUGACAGAACCACCGCCGCUGCCACACCAAACCCAAUCUCGUCCCGGCAUCCCAUCUACAUUGGCGCAUCAAAGUCCACAAACAUCCACAGACAUCCACCUGCCCAUGCUGGAGAUGCAGUAGCCGGCCGGGGCAUCGAGAUCAGCGAUUCGAGCCAGCCAGCCGGGUGGCAGCGAGAUCCAGAAGCCAUGCAAGAGGAUGGCAGCCCUGCGCUUGCAGCCCCCCAGCCUCUCCAUCCUCUCCCCAUGUACCACCCUGCCGCAGGGCCCAUGCGUCCCCAUACGGCAUCAUGGUGGAACGGGUCAUGGGCAGCAAUCACCGCAUUUCCCAGGGCCCAACCGUCGUACGCCGGUGCCCUACUAGGGAGGCCCCGACGCCGUGCCGGCCAUAUCAAGUCCCACUUCGCCGGUUGGCGCGUUCUCCACCCACGGCGCUGA
Trichoderma aggressivum f. europaeum is the source of this 963-nucleotide messenger RNA. RefSeq lists its product as uncharacterized. The transcript has 4 exons. The record is from RefSeq and is a predicted model, not a curated record. NCBI's taxonomy places the organism in Eukaryota, Fungi, Ascomycota, Sordariomycetes, Hypocreales, Hypocreaceae. Bases 1 to 963 code for a protein of 320 amino acids.